GAUAGGUUGAGGUGGCGCCUUACACAACACGAAUAAGUGAAGAGUAUUGCGUACCUUUAUCUCGAGUCUCACAAGGCCAUCGUCGACGUCGUUUCUUCUCUUCUGUUCUUUUCUUUCCAUGAAUAACAGACAAAUGUCACACAACGUGAACAACAAACUGGAGGAGGAACUGUGAAGCGAUCUCGGCUCCCACGGAUGAUGACCACCUAAAGGAAAUCACGGUGCACGAGAGUCGGACCCUGAACAGCGAUCGAUCUUGCGACAGGCCAGUCGACUCUCCACAGCUCACGCAGCCGGUCCACCAGAAAUCCACAACUCGCUGGUCCCUGGAAAUCGAACUGGGCCCUUCCGUUUGCUCUUCCCCCGUGAAUCACCAUCUUCAGAGAACCAACCCCGGUCCUGCCGGGUGCAAUACCUGGUCUCCCCCGUCAAAAUCCCAUUUAUUUUCCAGCCUCGACCUUAAAGGGACCAGGGAUACAACUGGACGACAUCCCGAGAUCCGACCACAUCAUCAGCCGACCCCUUUUCCUUUUUUAUUUUUUGUUUUUGUUUUUGUUUUUUUGGACAGACGUACAAAAGCCGCCCUUUGUCUCGAGCGCCGCCGCACCACUGUCCGAUCGACGCUGGACUUCUUUGACGAUUCCCGACCUCGUGCGCUCCUCAUUGUCUCAUCCGUGGACACAAACCCCCGAUCCCAUCCCCGGCUAAGCAACAAGCAUCACUCACCAUCACCUCCACAACCUCCCGGCACACGCCACCACCGGGGGAAUUGGUUGCAUCGCUCCUCUAUCAGCGCGCCGCGGCACCCACCACACCCAUAUCAAUUUACCAAAACCACCAUUAAUCCCACCAUUGCCGACGCCAUCCGCAAAGAGAGGGGGCCAACAAAAGAUAACAUUCCCCCAACCAGCAGCAGCCCGCCGUACCUCCGCGACCUCCGCAGUUGGACUCAAAAUCUCUGCACCAACAGACUGCGAUUUCGGCGCCCUCCCGGUCAAACACACAACCAUAAAAUCGCAACCGCACCGUUCGUGCCCCCUUGCGACAUACGAGCCGUCGCAGAGCUUGCAAGCUCGGUCGUAUCGUCUUGUUUCCUUUUCAUCCAAUCUCUGAAGCGACACAAUGGCAACCUCCCGAGAACGGCCCAGACGAAAGUUUACGCCCAUACCCGUCGAGACCACCUUUGAGCGCUACAGGAAAGCAAUGCCAAAUGGCGAACUUACACCUAGUCCGUCGCCGCGCUCACCAUCACCGCCACCCCGCGAGAAACGAAGGUUCGCUCCUCAGCUAGUCGAAUCCUCCGUACGAAGAUCCCGCCGCGUUGGCGACGAAGGCCCUGCCACCAAACCCACCGAUAAAACAGACAUUACUCCUUACACGAACCACAUUUAUGCGCCCAAGGCCAAGGCUAAGAGGAGGCUUGGGCAGGGAACAUCGAUAGCAUCGCCUACACCCCCUGCCCAGAGGAAAAAGGGCCAUUCCCGUCGAGAAUCGUGUGACGAUGAGAUUGCCGAUGGUUUCUUCGACCUGGUGGCCCGGGAUGCCCAGGCUCAGAAAAUGCAAGAGAUGGCCAUGAGUGCCUUCCCGAACAGUAGUGAGCGCAUAGGUGGCGCUGAACACUUUUACGUUCGCGAAGGCUCGGAGGACGACGAGAUGGCCACGAGAGGACGACCCCUGACGAGAGGUCCCUGGGCUACUUAUCUUUCGCGUCGGAACUCGUCCGAGGAAGACAUCAGUUGGGCCUUCAAAGAGAUGCAGGAACAUGCCGAGAUGUUGGAGAAUGAGGCCAAACGUGAUUUUGAGCCAGAAAGAGUCUCGACUCUCGAGUUGGACAAUAUGAGCUUUGACGAGCCACUCAACGAUGUGAUGAACCUGACAUCUGCUCCUAGGUCACCUCUCACCGGUUCCCCUCUCUGGGCAUCACGACCAUCACCUGCCAACCGGGGCCCGAUUGGUGAAUCUCACAUGCCACUGAUACGGUCUGAGUCACCUCUACCUGUCAUUGGUGAAUCCGCCAUGCCGUACAUCCCACCCGAAUCGCCCCCUCGUCGCCCAAUAGGCGAGAGUUUCAUGCCAUACAUACCGUCGGCGCCUUUGGGGAAGGCUGCAGAUAUGCCUUAUGCCUCCCCAGCUCAGAUACCCCCAGACACUGCGUUUGGAAGCCAUGGAUAUGCCUUCCAGCCGUAUGCCGAGCCCGAGCGAGACAUGUCGUUGGAACGUGCUAGGAAUCAGCACCGACAACGGGUGAAGGCUUCACCUCCGAUGCUCGGCCAGGACUUGGUAUUCAGGAUGUGCCAGUCCCCCAAACACACCAAGCUGGAACCAGACCAUUUAUGGGAUCUGGAGAAGGAAACAACAAAAGAGGAUGAGAACCGGGACCCCAGUGAGCAGCGGGGUCUCUGGCGUGGAUACUGCUUUGCUCAUGACAAGGACGAGCAUAUCAUCCCGGCUGAGCGACCACAGUAUCUUAGCACCCCUUAUCCUUCACAUUCACCUCGUGACCCCUUCGCGCAAGCCUUUGGGCAGUCGACACCACCCGAGUUAAGCGCAGAAGGAACCCCGUCUGAUGGUUUUACGAAGAACACAUCUUUACAAAUUCCCCCCUGGUCACACCCUGAGCAUCGCACCAAGAACAACGAGCGCAAGGGCCUCCACAUGCUUCCUUUGCAAGGUCUUGAAGAGAGACUAAAGAAAGAGAAGGCGGCUGCCGAUCUGGAAGAGAAGAUUGCCGCAGAGUUUGACGACCAUUUUGUCACACAAGUGUACAACUACCUUUCACUUGGGUAUCCCGCAUUAGCAAGACAAUACGACGAGGAACUUGGCAAGAUCAGUCGGAUUCCCGUCGAAGAACUAGGGCGCGACGACUACGCGAUUAUGGAGAAUCUCUGGGGUGGCGAUGACAGGAAGACCAAUGGGGAUGCUAAAGUCACUCCCGGCGGUACCGCCAAGGCUACCGGCCACAUUAUGCUGGAUAGCGAAGAGAAGGACGAUACUCCCGAGGAGAAUAGGUGCCCCCGGUGGAAGGCGCUCAAAAAGUACAUUUAUGAGUGGGCGAGGCAGCACCCCGACCUGGAUGCCAUCAGUCCGCUGGCUUGGGGCGUGCGAGAAAGAAGAGGUAGUUGGGGACUGUAAGGUCUUCUGGCUAUUGCCUCUACUGUUUUGGUUUGCGUCAUGGCUUUUCGUUCCUCUGUUGGACGAGUCGAACGUUCAAGAUGGAAAAGAUGACGUGCGGAGUGGAGACUCGAUGUGUGCCUACACUAGCGGUACAUCACCACGACGAUCACUUUUCUUGGGUUGCAUUUUUUAGCGUCGCGAUCAAAGCUUAUUUUGUCAUUGUUCCAGGGCGUCCUUUAUUAAUUCUUGCUUGGUAUGGUAUUCGACGGGACAACAUUCCCUAUUGUUAGCGGCAACAUGAAUUACUGUUCCGACACAAAAGCAUGUGCACGACGGGCACAACAUUAACCGCCUUUGACUGUUAUUUUUGAUGAGUACGACUUAUGACUAGUAUCCCUUCCUGUGGGCCGCAGUUUGUUUUGAGUGGGAAUGGUAAUGGGACAACAAACGAAAGUAGACUGUAUAUGAUGGCCAUGACGUACUGGGAUGAGUUGUUCUUUUGUGUGCUUUGAGCAUGGAGUCUGGCUCCGUUGUCGAUUCAAGCGAUUCGUCUUACUGAACUUGACGAUGCCCGAGGACGAUAGAAAUAGUACACAAAACGAAGCAAAGCAACACAUGGGGAGCUUCUAGGCUAACACCACAGAUAAAGUCGGAGGGGGAAGUAACGGGUCAAUAACAAGGGAUUGUGAACCAAUAUUCCUUAUUCGAAGAAUUACGACACUAGUACAAUAAACUUAACAUGGACCAG
Molecule: messenger RNA, 3862 nt
Organism: Neurospora crassa OR74A
Lineage: Eukaryota; Fungi; Ascomycota; Sordariomycetes; Sordariales; Sordariaceae
Exons: 2
Coding region: 1123-3132 (669 amino acids)
Source: RefSeq, a predicted model, not a curated record